Molecule: messenger RNA, 1666 nt
Organism: Penaeus vannamei (Pacific white shrimp)
Lineage: Eukaryota; Metazoa; Arthropoda; Malacostraca; Decapoda; Penaeidae
Biological process (GO): protein secretion; vesicle-mediated transport
Cellular component (GO): Golgi membrane
Source: RefSeq, a predicted model, not a curated record
CGCUUGUCGAGUAAUCUGACAUCGGUUUGUUGACAUCAUCAGUUCGGACCUUCUGCUACGAGAUAGACGUACAGCCACGUCUGCUCAUCAUGGCAAAUAAUGUACCUCUUCUAGACAAUGAUGACACGCUUGGCUUUGGAGAAGAAGAUGAACCAAAAGGAAAGCUCAAGCAUCCAGUCGUCACACUUUUCCAUCUGAUUUUCCGGGUGUCAGCUCUGGUGGUUUAUCUGUUUUGCGGAUGGUACGGCAGUGGAUUUAUUGGUGCUUUUGUGACCAUCGUCCUACUUGUUUCAAUGGACUUUUGGACUGUAAAAAAUAUUACAGGGCGUCUCAUGGUUGGCCUUCGAUGGUGGAACUACAUUGACGAUGAAGGCAAGAGUCAUUGGGUAUUUGAAGCUCGAAAGGGUGGUCUUCAGGGUCGAGUGUCGCCAGUUGAAGUGCGGGUCUUCUGGGCUACACUUGUGGCCUUCCCGGUUCUUUGGUCCAUCCUCUUUCUCAUUGCAAUCUUUUCACUCAAGUUCAAGUGGGCUGUAAUUGUGUUGAUUGCCCUUACCUUGAGUGGAAGCAACAUGUAUGGAUAUAUUCGCUGUAAACUUGGGAAGUCCGAUAGUCUUACAGAAUCAAUGAAAAGUAUGGCCACUGGAUUGGUGCAAAAGCAGAUGCUCGGCAGUGUAACCAACAUGUUUGCCCGCACACCCCCAACCAAUGCUCCAAGUAGUACGGUGUAGUGAAGAAUGGCAUAACCUAUCAAAUCUCAUUAUUGGUGUGGAAUUUUUGUAUAAAUGAUUUAUAUCUAACUCCUCUGAUUGUAAUAGUAUUGGUAGAAGUAAAGUAUUUAGUAUUUUUACAAUUUUUCAAUGAGAUUUUCCUCAUCAAGCCAUGUUGACAAAUUGUUAUGAUACACCAUUAAAAUAUUCAUGUAACAAAGAGGUGAAUAAAGUACAUUUGAGAAUUUGGAAUGGUUUGAUUAUAUGAUAUACAAUGAACGAACAACUCUCUAUGUAUGUAUAUGUAUGUUCUGGUGGUAUCUAUAUUUAUUACUGUAAACUGUUGUAAUCUGAAGAAGUGCCUCUUUUUCACAUAAUUAGUUUACUUUGUUCUGUCAUUCCAAUCUGUAAUGAAAGAGAAAUUCGUUAUUGCCUUGUGUGUGUGAUUGUGACUGUAGGUUUCAUUACAUGUAUAUAUUUUAUGUUAUAUGCUGUUUUUCACAGGUUGUAUAAUAGGAAACUUUGUUCGGCUAAUAUAAAAAUCAGGCACAAAAAUUACAUAUAAUAAAGAAGCGGAACUGCACAAUAGUCUGGUUUAGAUAAAUACAAAGUUUCACCUUCUGUACUUCUAUCUGUGGAAGAUUUGUUUUGGUUUUCUAUUUGCAUAUGGUAAGAGUGUGCGUGUGAGGGAGUGCCAGCAUUAUUAAAAUUAGUUCAAUAAAAAUAUAUAUAUACAUAUAUACAUCAUAAUUUACUUGCUUUUGUCAGUCUUAUCAGAUACAAUGUUUUGUUUAAACACUAUUUACAGGUAUGAAUGGCAUCCCUAUGCAGUAUUUUCUUUAUUUGCUACUAUAUAUUUUUUCUUUUACUGGUGAUGUUCAAGAGUGCACCUUUUCAAAUAUAUUUUUAGUAUGUAAAUCAGAUAAAUUAUACGUGAUUUAAAAUGCCUUCCAAAACAA